UUCUCUCGCUUUUGUAACUUGUCACUUCCGGGAAGUUGUGAAGCGCGUGGCGUGGAAGGUCAGUGCGUGUAGUGUGCGCCGCAUGGAAUGGAAGAGUGAAGAAAGAUACAUGAUCCUUCUACGUAUGGCUUGGCCCAGCUCGAUCACAUGGGAGGCUGAUCCGGCAAUGUGAGCUACGAUGAUAAGACAUAGCAACCUCCAGAAACAAGUUCUCAGUCUGUAUAAACAGUUUUUACGGGCUGGCAAAGACAAGCCAGGGGCCCUUCCCCAAAUCCAGCAUGAGUUCAGGAAGAACACAAAGAUUCCGAGGACUGAGAUUAUGCGCAUUGAGUACCUGGUGCGCAGGGGCCGUAGGCAGCUGGAUCAGCUGAAAGAUGUGACUACCAAGCAGGUCGGGUUUUUCACCAAACCCCCUUCAAAUCCAUCUGGACCUACAUGACCCAAAGCAGGAUGAGCUUUGUGCACCUGGACUUGUCUCUUGGAAUCCACAGGAUAACAAUGUAAACAGAUUCGAUGACCUAGAAACAGUAUAGGAAGGAGGGCUUGUGACGCUCUUUUAGAGAAUGCUUGUUCCAGGGUUUAAUUCACACAACCAGGUUUGGUCAUGCGGGAUACAAGAGGAUGAUAUAGAAACCUCCCAAGUUUGUACACAAUACUUUCACUGACUUGGAAAGACCAGCUCUUGUUGCUGCCAUGAUUGCAGCAUGAAGCCUUCCCUGAAGGAAGAUCGUUUCUGCAUCAUGUCUUUGGCCAUCCUGAAUCAUCUGAACUGUUGUAAUUUCUUCACUCAACAUAUCUAAAUUCGACUGUCCAGAAUUUCCAACGUUAUAGAGUAUAUAUUUGAGUCUUUAUGGAUUGCACUGGAACUGGCUGGUGCCAUGUAGCAAAUUUUCUCACUAACCGGCUAAAAAUUAUAUGUGUAACCAUAAAAAAACUGUAAAUUAUCCAAUAAAAUUAUGUUGGGCUUUC
This is a messenger RNA of Rana temporaria (common frog), 969 nucleotides long. RefSeq names its product succinate dehydrogenase complex assembly factor 1 (gene SDHAF1). The coding region runs from base 179 to 439 and encodes 86 amino acids. The transcript is spliced from 5 exons. Gene Ontology annotation, biological process: mitochondrial respiratory chain complex II assembly. Lineage: Eukaryota; Metazoa; Chordata; Amphibia; Anura; Ranidae. Gene Ontology annotation, cellular component: mitochondrion. The record is from RefSeq and is a predicted model, not a curated record.